Danio aesculapii is the source of this 2953-nucleotide messenger RNA. It is a transcript of the gene fstl4, whose product is annotated as follistatin-like 4. NCBI's taxonomy places the organism in Eukaryota, Metazoa, Chordata, Actinopteri, Cypriniformes, Danionidae. The record is from RefSeq and is a predicted model, not a curated record. Gene Ontology annotation, molecular function: calcium ion binding; protein binding. Gene Ontology annotation, biological process: regulation of BMP signaling pathway; cell differentiation; multicellular organism development. The transcript is spliced from 16 exons. The coding region runs from base 101 to 2578 and encodes 825 amino acids.
GGAUGGAGUGAGCGCGCGCGUGUGCCCGUGAAGAGUCUCAGGAUCGCGCAUUUCUCGCAGCAUUUCGGUCUCGGCGCAGCAACUCGACAGACUGGCGCUCAUGGGCUGCCUGGGUCUUUGGGUUUUGUCCGUCCUGCUUGGAGCUUCUCUGUGGCUGGUGAAUGGAGCCGCUGCUGGAACUACAGCAAAAGAGCUUCAAGAAGGACUUCAGGACUCAAAACAUGGAGAACCUGAAAAUAAAGUCAAGCAAAAUGCGGGUGUGUGUCAGAGGUCAUCCUGCGGUCGGGGCCGGGAGUGUGUGGUGCGUGCAGCGACGGGCCGAGCGGAGUGUGUGUGUCAGGAGAGAUGCCACAGCACGUUUGUGCCGGUGUGUGGAUCCGACGGACGCUUCUACCAGAACCACUGCGAGCUGUACAGAUCCGCGUGUGUGCGGCGCAGGACAAUAUCAGCUCUGCACAGCAAGCACUGCUUCCUCAGAGGAGAUGCGUGCACCAUGGCAGAGUAUAAUAAGCUGAAGAGCAUCCUGAUGGACAUGCAGCCGCGGAGCUCCACCAAUGCAGAAAACAGCAUGGCUCAGAGGCGGACGCGGGUGCUCAACAUGUUCACGUAUUUCGACAGAAACCAGGACGGACGGGUCAGCAGUGAAGAGCUGGCGGAGAUCUCCAUUAAAGAGCAUUUGGAGAAUGUUUUACUGGAGUGCAGCAUGCAGGAUCUUCUGCGGUACGAUGAUUAUAACAAUGACGGUCAUCUGACGCUCCAGGAGCUCUACACUGCUUUCCAGGUGAUAGAGCUCAGUCUAGCCGAGGACAAACUUCUGAGUGUCUCUACUGUGACCGUGGGCCUGAGCGUGGUCCUAUCCUGCGCUGUACAGGGCAGUCUGAGACCUCCUAUUAUCUGGAAGAGAAACGGCAUCAUCCUCAACUUUCUGGACCUGGAGGACAUCAACGACUUUGGUGACGACGGCUCGCUCUACAUUACUAAAGUGACCACCAUACACAUGGGGAACUACAGCUGCCACGCGCACGGCUACGAGGAGCUGUCCCAAACACACCUGCUUCAGGUGAAUGUGCCUCCAGUAAUCCUGGUCUAUCCGGAGACUCAAGCCCAGGAACCCGGAGUGGCUGCCAGCCUGCGCUGCCAUGCAGAUGGUGUUCCCAACCCCAAACUCACCUGGCUGAAAAACGGCAUGGACCUGCAGCCACACGGAUCCAAGCAGAUUUCACUUCUCGCGAACGGCAGUGAGCUUCACAUCAGCAGUGUGAGAUACGAGGACACCGGCGCUUAUACCUGCAUCGCCAGGAACGAGGUCGGCGUGGAUGAAGACAUUUCAUCUCUGUUUGUGGAGGAUUCAGCUCGCAAGACACUGGCCAACAUUCUGUGGAGAGAGGAAGGGCUCAGCGUAGGGAACAUGUUCUACGUUUUCUCCAAUGAAGGCAUCACCGUCCUGCAGCCUGGAAUCUGUGAGAUCCGCAGACACAUCACACACACAGAGAGGAUUCUGGGUACUCAUGAGGAGUUGUGUCCCCGAAGCGCAGGCGUAUCCUCUCAGGAGUGUGUGUGGUCGUCUGCGGUCAGCGUCAGGGAGAAAUAUGUGUUUGUUUCUCAGCCGCUGCUCAGCAGACUGCUGGUGAUGGACACACAGGCGCAGAGGGUGGUGCAGGCUGUGGAAACAGAUGCGAUGCCCGUCAAGCUCUUCUAUGAUAAAUCUCAUGAUCAGCUGUGGGUUUUGAGCUGGGGAGACCUGCUGAAGAGCAGAUCAACACUACAGGUGAUCACUUCUGCAAGCACAGCGGCGGAGCAGCGUCAGGUCAUCCGGACUCAGUUUGAAAGAGUUCAGGAUUUCUACAUUCCUCCGACCAACCUCAUUAUCACACACGUGAGGUUUGGCUUCGUCUACUUAAAAUCAGAGCCUGCGGUGCAUAAAGUGGACCUGGAGACGCUGCGUGUGGUCAAGAACAUCAGUCUGCAGAACUACAGCUGUUUCCCCCUCAGCAUGGCCUACACACACUUAAGCGGAUAUUAUUUCAUCGAGUGCCAAUCUGAGAAGCGUCCGACAUUUCAGCUUCUCAUCGAUGCUGUGAGCGAUGCAAUAAUCGGACGCAAUCCCAACAUCCACGGUCAGCCUUUUAUAUCGCCAAACGGACGUUUCGUGGUGUCUGUGGACAAACAGAGAGGAAAACUACAAGUCCAGAGCGUCUCCAACAGCGGCGAGCUACGGAUUCACUAUGAAGCGGAUGCUAAGAUGUCAGUAGCAGAUCUUGAGUUCCAGCCGUCGUUCACUGAUGCCAAUCAGUACACAGCGGUGGUUACUUCAGCUCGCGGUUCAAAGGUGCUUUUCCUGGAUCUGGCAACCGGAAGAAUAAAAACCAUCGGGAACGUUAAAAAUCCCAUUCCUGCCUCCAGCUGGCCUUGGGGAGACGCUAACAGAAUGAUAAUAUCUAGCGGCGUGUUCGGACGCUACCUAUUAACAUCGUCAGCAGAUUCGAUGUUCAUUCUGGACGGUAAACAGAGCGGUUUCCACUGCGAGGUGUCCGAUGUUAAAUUUGGCAACACAGCGGUUUGGGUGGGCGAGGUAUGAGUGGUGAACCGCGGGCCGGUCCUGCUAGCAUCGCAUCUGGGCCAAAAGUGGGCCAAACUUUAGGGAUGUGAAUGGACUCAACCCUACUAGUGAGCUAAACAAACACAUGUGCGGGUUUCUGUAUAGGCACACACACACACACACACACAUUCAGUGACAAAGAGAAUGAGUGAAGACACACUUCAGUGCAACAGUGAGCUAAUUUAAAGGGAUAGUUCGCACAAAAAUGAACACGCUGGUAUCGUUUAUCAUUUUUAAAGUGAAAAUGAAUUGUUUUGGUUACACUUUCUGUUAAACACAUGCUGAUAAUGGAUUAUAACAUAUAAUAUAAUAUAAUAUAAUAUAAUAUAAUAUAAUAUAAUAUAAUAUAAUAUA